UUCUUUUCUUCCACCGUAUACGGCUCAGUCGUUGGUCUAUUGUUACGGAGCAGGAGAGAGAUUGAGAGACUCGAGAGAUAGCCUCGAGAACUGAGCACAGACGCACAAGAAGGUUGAAGAAGAAGAAGAAGAAGUUACGUUUGCUUGGAACUGUCACAGCCCCCUUCGUUCCAUCCAAAAACCCCAGGGUUUUUUUGGUUGGACUGAAUCCUUAGUAGCUUAGAACAAGCCGACGGCCUCUCGUUGAAUAGAUCUGCCGAUCGGUGACAAACUCCCAUUUACGGUGGUCGUGGCUGUUCUGGAGUGGGGCAAUUGACGCCGUGAUAUCGGAAGUGACCGACCAGUGAAGAGAACCAUCAUUUCUCGGCGAGGUUUCUUCAAGCAUCGGACGGUUUAAGCGGUUAGCGGUUGUCUUUUCUUGCGAUAACCAAGGGAACUAUGGUUUGGUUGGGUCGGGUAGCUUGAAUUCAGGCACUGGACACCAGUCACUAGUCAGCCGUAGACGCCCGCGGCUACUAGGGGCAAUUUUGGCUUUUUGGGUAAUUCAAGUUGCCCAUCGCAUUUCGGUAGCCGUAGACGCCCGCGGCCACCGCGGUCACAACAAUGAGUUUUCAGCAUGGUAACUUGGAGUUGUGGGUCAGGGCGCUUUUACUAAGUGGAUUUUGAUUGCUUUCUUCUUUUAACUCUGUUACCAGAGGGGGUGGUAAAAUAUGCAGACGCCAAAAGCAAGAAGUGGUUCAUCGGAGGUGCCUCAGAGGACAUCACCAGGGACUCCUAGAGCUGCUCGUCAACUCAAGACAACUGGAUCUGAAUCUGAUUCAGUUUCUUCAACAACACCUGUUAGCAGGACACCAAAAGAUAGAAGCCCCAAAGUUGUUGAGCGCAGGUCACCCAGAAGCCCCAUAACUGAGAAGAAGCGGCCAAGCAGAGUUUCUGAAUUGGAAUCUCAGCUUGCUCAACUGAAAGAAGAUCUCAAGAAGGCGAAGGACCAGCUGACUUCAUCUGAGACAUUGAAGAGGCGAGCCCAGCAAGAGGCAGAAGAGACAAAGAAGCAGCUUUUAGCCACAACCACGAAGCUUGAGGAGUCCCAGCAGCAGUUUCUAGAUCUAUCUGCAUCAGAAGAAGCCCGUCUCCAAGAGCUCCGUAAGAUCUCUCAGGAGCGGGAUCGGGCAUGGCAGUCUGAGCUUGAGGCUGUUCAGAAGCAGCACUCUGUGGACUCAACGGCCUUGGUCUCUGCUAUGAGUGAGAUCCAGAGGCUUAAGAUGCAACUGGAAAUGGUGACAGACUCCGAGGCUGCCCAAAUCGAGCUUGCAGAAACAUCAGAGGCUGAGCUCCAGAGUAUGAAACAGGACUUCGAAGAAACUCUUUCUGUUGUUGAGGAUAUGAAAAUUCAGCUCAAAGAUUGCAAAGAAUCUGAGGCCAAAGCCCAGGGAUUGGUUAGUGAAACUCAAUUGCAACUGGAAACAGCCAAGUCAACUAUGGAGAUUUUUAAGUUGGAUAGCCUUAAAGCAAUGGAAGCUUACAGUUCAUUGACUUCAGAGUUGGAGCUUUCUAAGUGUCAAGUGAGUUCGCUUGAAGGACAAGUGAGCAAACUUCAGGCAGAGCUGGCUAAUGCUAGUGGCGAACAUCCUUCAGAUAUUAGUAAACUUGAAGAAAGUGGAAAACAUGAGGAGAUAAUAGGAUCAGAUAUACUCAAUAUGGAGCUUAAUUCCUUGAAGUUGGAGGUGGGACAAUUAAAGUCUGCCUUAGAAGCUGCUGAGAUCAGGCAUCAGGAAGAACAUAUCCAUAGCACAAUGCAGAUUCAAAUUGCUUAUGAACUGGUUGAGAAAACAAAAUCUGAAUUUUCCCUGAAGGAAGCUGAAUUGGAGGCAGAACUGAAGAAAAGUAAAGCCAUUAUUGAAGAGUUGAAGGCAAGGUUGAUGGACAAGGAAACUGAAUUGCAGAGUAUUUCAGAGGAAAAUGAAGGGUUGAAUAUUAAGAUUGAGAAGAACCAAUGCAAAGAGAGAGAAUCCGAAUUGGAAAUGGAACUGAUGAAGGCCAAGUCUGAUGUUGCAGAUCUGAAAGCAAAUUUGAUGGGCAAGGAGACAGAAAUAGAGAGCAUAUCCAAGGAGAAUGAGACGCUGAACCUGGAAUUCCAGAAGGAAUUGGAAAGGAAUAAGGUGUAUGGUGAGGCCAUUGCCAAGGCAGAGGCAGCUAGGGCUGCAGAGCGAGAAGCUCUGUUGAAACUCAGUUUUGUAACAGAGGAGGCUGAUAAAAGCAGCAAGAAGGUUGAAAGGGUGGUUGAGCAACUGGAGGCAGCACAGGCAGCAAAUUCAGAAAUGGAAGCAGAGCUAAGGAGAUUGAAGGUGCAGUCAGACCAGUGGAGGAAGGCAGCCGAAGCUGCUGCUGCUGUUCUUUCAACUGGAAACAAUGGGAAAUUUAUGGAUAGAUCAGUGUCUUUGGAUGGUUACCAUCAUGUUGGGAAGAUAGGUUCACCUUCUUCUGAUGAUCUUGAUGACGAUUCACCAAAGAAGAAGAACAACAUGCUCAAGAAGAUCGGGGUGUUGUGGAAGAAGAGCCAGAAGUAGAUGCAUCACAAUUUUAAGGUAUUUUUGGCAGUGGCAGAAGCGACUUCUCCUUACUUCAGAGGGAACACCAGGCAGUUGGGCAUCCUUGUAUAGGUUAAUUAAUGCCAAGACUGGGAAAGCUUUUUUAGGUUCUUUUCCUUUUUCCCUGCUUUAUGCGGUUGAAUUGGGCAGUUGCUUGCUGCAAAUACAUAUAUUUUUAUAUAUGCUUCAUGGCAUGGUAAAGGUUCGAUCAUAGAACCCACUGUUUUGUUUCUUAAUGUGAAACGAUUUUGAGAUUGAGCUUUAAGCCUUUAACUUACGCCUUUGGUGUUACUUGGUAUUUACCAA
Molecule: messenger RNA, 2894 nt
Organism: Nelumbo nucifera (sacred lotus)
Lineage: Eukaryota; Viridiplantae; Streptophyta; Magnoliopsida; Proteales; Nelumbonaceae
Product: interactor of constitutive active ROPs 2, chloroplastic-like
Source: RefSeq, a predicted model, not a curated record